AUGGGAAGUAAAAAACACAAGAAACAUCAUAGAUCGGAGAAAAAAGAAGCCAUAUACGAAGAUUUCAGCUAUGGAUAUGUAACAAAUACAAAGAUAAAGUUUGUGAUCAUAAUAGAAUCAUCUCAUAUUACCUUAAGAGAUAAUGAGAUACGUCAAAUGUUUCGCAGGCUUCAUGGUGCCUACACAGACAUGGUGUGCAAUCCUUUCUACAUUCCAGGAACUUCUAUAACAUCUACAUCAUUUGAAAACAUUGUCAAAAGUAUCAUGAAUCAAGAUUAA
Messenger RNA from Centruroides sculpturatus (bark scorpion), 279 nucleotides. RefSeq names its product trafficking protein particle complex subunit 2-like protein. The record is from RefSeq and is a predicted model, not a curated record. Lineage: Eukaryota; Metazoa; Arthropoda; Arachnida; Scorpiones; Buthidae. Gene Ontology annotation, biological process: endoplasmic reticulum to Golgi vesicle-mediated transport. The transcript is spliced from 4 exons. Gene Ontology annotation, cellular component: cytoplasm; nucleus; TRAPP complex. Bases 1 to 279 code for a protein of 92 amino acids.